Molecule: messenger RNA, 623 nt
Organism: Anneissia japonica
Lineage: Eukaryota; Metazoa; Echinodermata; Crinoidea; Comatulida; Comatulidae
Product: hepatocyte nuclear factor 1-beta-like
Exons: 3
Biological process (GO): liver development; insulin secretion; regulation of transcription by RNA polymerase II
Cellular component (GO): nucleus
Molecular function (GO): RNA polymerase II cis-regulatory region sequence-specific DNA binding; DNA-binding transcription factor activity, RNA polymerase II-specific
Source: RefSeq, a predicted model, not a curated record
AAUUCAGUCGCCCGCAAAGUGCACCAAUCGAACAUGAUACCGAAAAUCAGAUUGCACUACACGGCCGUAAAAUCAAGCGGAAUCGCUUCAAAUGGGGUCCAGCUUCGCAAAGUAUUUUGUAUCGCGCUUACCAGCACAACCGCAAUCCAAGCAAAGACGAACGCGAACAGCUAGUUGCUGAGUGCAAUUCAGCGGAGUGCAUACAGCGUGGUGUAUGCCCGACACAGGUGAACGGAUUGGGGGCGAAUCUCGUCACCGAAGUUCGCGUGUACAACUGGUUUGCAAAUCGUAGGAAAGAGGAAGCGUUUAAAAACAAACUAGCGUUGGAGAACGCUCACCACCAACAGGUACUAACGUACCACCAACAACAAGGUAGCACCGUGGAAUCGAUGCCACUUGACACAGUGACGGAUAUGAUGGUUGAGAGCAGUAACCAAGGUACAACAACGGCCAUCAUCCACCCAACGGGCUCUACCAAUCUUCUCAUUGGUGGAAGCCACAUAACGUCAUUAUCAAACAUGGAGAACAGCCAUCUGGGUGUUCAGCACGAGAACCAGCAAUCGAAACAACCGAUGGUCAACUUUCCCACCACUCACCCAAUGGUCAAUGUAAGUUAUGUAUAA